This is a messenger RNA of Episyrphus balteatus (marmalade hoverfly), 579 nucleotides long. RefSeq names its product RNA polymerase II transcriptional coactivator (gene Ssb-c31a). The record is from RefSeq and is a predicted model, not a curated record. Gene Ontology annotation, biological process: positive regulation of transcription initiation by RNA polymerase II. Gene Ontology annotation, molecular function: transcription coactivator activity; DNA binding. Gene Ontology annotation, cellular component: nucleus; transcription regulator complex. The transcript has 2 exons. Lineage: Eukaryota; Metazoa; Arthropoda; Insecta; Diptera; Syrphidae. The coding region runs from base 140 to 469 and encodes 109 amino acids.
UUUAAAAACCAGCUGUUGUUCCGCGUUCUCCCAUUUCCCUCAUUUCUUUAGAUAACCUAAAAAAAGCCAACGUUGAGCGUUAAAUUAAAUUAAAAUUUCUGUAUAUUUUAAUUAUUUUUAAACAAAAAAAUACUUAAAAAUGCCAAAAGCAAAGAAAACUGAAAGCACCUCAGACAGUGAUUCUGGUCCAGAUGAUAAAGCACCACCACCACCAGCAAAGAAAUCAAAAGGCGAACCAGCCGCCGCCAAACCAGAUGCCGGUGAAGGCAAAAAUUUCUGGACCCUCGAGAAACUGCGAAGAGUGAGCAUCAGUGAAUUCCGUGGCCGCAAGUCAAUCGAUAUUCGUGAAUUCUACCACAAAGAUGGUAAAACAUUGCCCGGCAAAAAAGGUAUCGCCUUAUCACUCGCUCAGUGGCAAAAGUUGUUGGAAGUUGCUGAACUGGUUACUAAAGCUGCCAAGGAGGAGUAAUAAAUAAAAGACUAUUUUCUUUUUUGUAUCUAAUGUUAAGUUUUUUCUUACUUUGUCGAAGUCAAAACAGAAAAAUUAAAAAAAUAAACAAAUUAAUUAGUUUAGAUUAA